CAACUAACCGCCUUCAUCAAAUCAUGUGCUGUGGUCUGACGCGAUCGUCAUGAAUUCAUUAACCAUUCCGGAUAGUGCAUACGAUAAUGUUAUGAUGUUGUGUACAUAGUGUGUGCGGGAAUUAUUGUGGAUCCAUUCAUACUCCUAGCUUCAGCGUCGUUCGCCCAGCUCUAACCUCGCUAGGAUACAGCGGGAAUCGCUGGACGUACGCAACAUGGCUUCAGCAGCAAAAUGAUUCCAAUGCAAAAAGCAAACAUUAUAUCGAAUCAGGGAACUAGAGUUUCCAAUCGCAAGGCAUCUCUACGACCCGACAGUGAUCGUUUAACAAGGACUAGCUGGGCAAAUGCCUCCUUGGCAUAUGAUCAGAUACGAAAGGGCAAAGCAACUGGAAAUAGACGAUCUCUACGUCUCAGGGUUAAAUUACAAAAUGAACUAUUUUCACUUGGAUGUUAUAUAUACAAAAAAAGAACACUAUUUUUGUAUAUUGGAAUUAUUUUAUAUGUGUGCGUGUGCUUUGGACUAUUAUCAUGCACUGUUGAGUCGGAUAUUAAGAAACUCUGGGUUACAGCAGGUGGUCGUCUAGAGGAGGAACUCACUUACGCGAGAGAGAACCACGGUGAAGGAGUUGGCAGCAGAGACCUAAUGAUAACGCAUACCCUGAAGGAGAAGGGGGCAAGUGUUCUUCAUUCUGACACCCUUUUAGCUCAUCAACAAGUGCUCAAGGCAGCCGUAGAUGUUUCGGUGGAAGUCUUUGACAUAUCAUGGAGUUUAAAAGACGUGUGCAAUUCUCUUAGUUUUCCGCUCUCUGAAGAGCACUACUUAGAUAUGACAUUAGAAAACCUAUCUCCUUGUGUGAUAAUUACCCCUUUGGAUUGUUUCUGGGAAGGUUCGAAACUUCUAGGGCCUGAAUAUCCGGUGAAAAUACCAGGUUUGAGUAUGAAUGCUGUGCAGUGGUCUAAUUUGAAUCCUUUGAGUCUAAUAGAGUCAGUCAAAAAGUACUAUGCCACGUCAAAUACUUUGCAAGCCAUGGAAGCCUUCAUGAAAAGAGCGGGUAUUACCACAGCUUAUCAAGAGAAACCAUGUCUAAAUCCAAAUGAUGACCAAUGUCCCGAAACAGCUCCUAACAAAAAAAGUUCCAAGCCUUUAAAUAUUGGAGCAGAGCUUACUGGUGGUUGCUUUGGAUUUGCUUCAAAGUACAUGCAGUGGCCUGAAGGAGCUCUUUUGGGUGGUGUUACAAAAAACAAAACUGGUCAUAUAGUAAGAGCUGAAGCAUUACAAAGUAUAAUUGAAUUGAUGUCUGAAGAAGAAACAUACAAGUUUUGGAAAGAUCAUAUCAAAGUUCAUAAUCUGGAUUGGAAUGUUGAUAAGGCUAAGAAAGUUUUGGAGGCCAUUCAGCGAAAAAUAACAGAAGUUGUCUUAAGGGAAGCUGAAGCUUCUAAUUUAGAACUGCGCAAUGCUAUCAAUGUGUUCUCUCAUACUUCUUUGGACGAUAGAAUGAAGGACUUUUCUACCACUAACUUUCGCAGACUGGGUAUUGGUCCAAUUGCUAUGUUGGGAUGCAUUUGCUUAUUGCUGAAUUUCUCUGGACCAUUUACAUUUUCAUGCCUCUUGCCAAUUGUGGGAUUGAUUCUUUUAGCUUUGUCUGUUGCAGCCUGCUCUGUGUUUUGUACAACAUUUGGGUAUUACAUCAGUGCUUCCAUUUUUGUCUUCAAUGCUAUUUCUAUUCAGGUUGUGCCAAUUAUUGCUCUAAGUUUGGGAAUGAGUCAUAUAUUCCUUAUAAUCAAUGAAUAUAAAGAGUGCUUAAAAUUGGAAUUCAUUCCAGAGGACCAUCUGACUGGAGAAGUACUAAGAAGAACUGGUGUUAAUAUUCUUUUGACGACUAUCUGCCAAAUAUGUGCUUUUUGCAUCGCUGGCACUAUUCCAAUGCCUGCCCUAAGAACUGCUGCUUUUCAGUUGGCUUUGCUAAUGGCUUUCAACUUUUUUACAAUUAUUCUUAUAUUUCCAGCCUUGGUUAGCUAUGCUGCUAAAAGUCAAUUCAAAUGUGAGGAAACAUCUAGUAAGAAACAAAAGAUGUUAUAUAGGCCUACCAGCAAGCCUUAUUCCAAUUCAUCUGCUUUAGUUCCAGUGCGGCAAGCUGUAACACAUGCCUUACCUCCAGAUGGUAGCCAUGUCGUAACUGUACUGGCUCCAACUAGCAAUCAACGAGAUGAUGCAUGGCCUCAUAUAGGAACACCUACAACAUCAUAUGAUAAUUUGUCUUCUCUAAAUUCGCCAAACAAAGAUCCAGUUUCAAAAGGUGAUACCAUAUCUAUUACUAAAGAAUGCCAGAAUGGGUCUUUGCUGAUAUGGGUUUUGAGGCAUUUUUUAAUUCCAGCCUUACAAAGAACACCUGUGAAAGUGAUGGUUAUGAUAUUAUGCAGUGUUUCCAUUUUUCUUGGAGUCUGGGGCAUAUAUCGAGUUAAGGAUGGUCUAGAUUUGACCGAUUUUGUUCCUAAGGGUACUAAUGAGUAUGAAUUUCUAAGUCAAAGAACAAAGUAUUUUGGUCUUUUCAAUAUGUAUGCAGUCACUAAAGGAAAUUUCAAGUAUCCGACUAAUCAGCGACUUCUGUAUGACUAUCAUGAAGCGUUCACUAGAAUAGAGAAGAUUAAACAUGAGAAUGGAGAACCACCAGAAUUUUGGCUAACAAUGUUUAGAGAUUGGCUGCUAGGAUUACAAAAAGCCUUUGAUGAGCAGUGGAAUAAAGGUUGUAUUACUCAAGAAGGUUGGUGUCCUAAUGCUACAGAUGAUGCUAUUAUGGCAUACAAACUUCUAGUGCAGACUGGUCGCAUUGAUAAUCCUGUGGAUAAAUCUCUGGUUAAAACAAUGCGACUUGUUGAUGGAAAUGGUAUUAUAAAUACUAAGCCAUUUUACAACUACCUCUCUGCUUGGGUUUCCAAUGAUCCACUUGCAUAUUCUGCUUCUCGAGCCUACUUUGCACCAGAGCCUCGGCAGUGGAUCCAUGAUCCUCAGGAUGUUGACUUAAAAAUGCCAAAAUCUCAACCUUUAGUUUAUGCUCAGAUGCCUUUUUUCCUUGAUGAAAUGAGCACCACUGAAGAAAUAACUGCAACAAUACGAGAAAUCAGAGCAGUGUGUGAAAAAUUUGAAGCCAGAGGGUUGCCGAACUUUCCCAGUGGACUUAUUUUUACUUAUUGGGAACAAUUUGUUAAUCUCAGAACAGAUCUUUUCAUUUCAAUAUUUUAUGUGUGCAUUGUUAUAUUGGCAGUCUUAAGUCUGCUUCUACUAAAUCCAUGGGCUGCUAUUGUUGAGGUUGCUGUUUUAUUUCUGAUAGUUGUUGAAUUGUUUGGCUUCAUGGGAAUAGUAGGAAUUAGACUAAAUGCUGUCACAUCUGUUAUCCUCAUCUGUGCUGUUGGAAUGGGCGUUUCAUUUACUAUUCAAUUGUUGAUGGGCUUUUUAACAAGUAUUGGCUGUCGGGAACAUCGAAUGGCUAUGGCGUUGGAGUAUAUGUUUCGCCCUGUAUUACAUACUGGCUUGCCAUUUUUAGCUGGUGUUAUUGCAUUAUCAUUUUCUGAAUUCGAUUUUAUUUCAUGGUAUUUUUUCACUGUCUUGUGUGCGUUUAUCAUCAUUGGUAUGUUUAAUGGAAUGAUUGUGUUUCCUAUCCUACUGUCUGUCAUUGGACCUCCUGGGGAGGUUAUUCCUUAUGACAAUCCUGAUAGAAUAUCAACUCCUACCCCAGAACCUUCACCUAUUAGGUUGAGAGUAAAACAUGCUCGUCCAUUUUCAAGACGGAUAUAUCCCCGUGUGCCAUCUGAAAUUUCUUUAUCUACGAUCACGGAAGAAUCUACGUCUCGACAUUCACCUGAAAUAGUUGUCCAGCCAGAAUUAGUUGUAGAAACAACAACAGUUACAAAUACUACAACUGGUGCUGCAACUGUUAAUACAACUACAAAUUCUCCAGAGAAUACGGACAGCCAGUCAGAAGAUAGUUCAAAAUGUAACACACCAUGUGGUGAGAAUAUUACUACUACUAGUAGUAGCACUUCAAAUAUUGCUAAUCAGCCCUCAGGAACUACAACAGUUACUACUCGAGUCAAAGCUACUGCUAAAGUUAAGGUUGAAGUCCAUUCACCAUAUUCAAGCAAUUUGGACACCUCAAGGCAUAAAAGAAGAAGAGAUAGUUCCUCUUCUAGAAGCUCAAGUGCUCGUAGUUCACCAACCUAAAUUUUGAGUGUCUUAAAACAUCAUUCCAAGGAUACUAUUUUUGUUGGUUUACAGAGAAGGAAGCCAGUGGUUCCCUCCAGCAGAUAAGAAUGCUGUAGAAACUGACAACUCCUCUAGCUGGAAAUGCUAGUUGCAUGAGCAACUUGGUAUUGGGAUUAUUGGCUUGGCCGUGUAACUUCUUGCUAAGAUUCUCAUUCAAGUAAGAGGUUGAUUUGGCAGUUCUGUCCAGUGCAUGGUCAUUUCAGAGUUAUUGCAUUUUUCUGCCAAAUGUGGUGUUCUAUUGAAUCUCAUUGCUGCAAAAUUGACAUCCUAUUUUUAUGGACACCUCCUUUGUAUAUGACUCCUAAUCAAAAAGCGACGCUAGUCUGUACAUAAAAUAAAAAUAUAGGAAACUUUAUUUUGAUUUUAAUAUGCAGUAAAGUUUUUAAGGUAUAUAUUUACACAUGUCAAAUCAACCUUUUACCUUCAUUCUGUUUUAAUUGCUCAAAUAGAACUCUUGAACUAUGUCACUAGGGAAAAAAAAGAGGUUAACUAUACUUGUUCCUUGUCUUCUUAAUUUAUUAGUGAACUAUUUGGAUGUUUUUUGGAGUGAUUUUUUUGUAGAAAAUCCUUCUUCCUGUUAUGUUUUUACCUUUGUGUUAUUCUUCUAGAUAACAAAUUUGCAGUAGAUAUUAUUUUGUACAUCCCUCAGAUUUAAUAUUAUCAUUCUCAAUUAGAUUUGUCAGCAUUUUUCAUUGUUCCUUACAAAAAUAAUCACAUUCCAAUCAUAAGACUGAAUGACAAAACGUCCGAGAUGUGCAUUUUUUAAAAAUCAUUUUUCUUGUCUGUAUAUAUGUUAUAUUUGAAUAUUCUUGUGUUGCAUCAUAAUUCAGAGCACAAACACCUGUUCAUUUAUUUGUUGAAAAAUACUAAAAAAGUAAAUACACUCAAAAAUAUUGUGCAAUUUGCCUGGAUAAUAUCGUAUGAAUGUUUUGCAUUUACUGUGAUGUUUUCUUGAACAAACAGUAUUUUUGCAAAUAUGGGAAUGGAAGGAAUGUUAGACCAUCAAUCAGUAUUAUUAUUUGUUUUGCUUAUGUUUUAUUAUUUGUUUGAUUUAAAAGUUAUAUCUUCUAAUUAUAAAAGAAGUUGGCUGUUUAUUGGUUUAUUAUUAAAAUGACCAUUUAAGUUCUUUUUUUUUUUGUAUAAAAAAAGUUGCCUUAUAAAUAUUUUAUCAAUAUAGAAUUUAAAAAUUACCUCACCUUUUAUAUCUCUGUAAAUGCAUUUUUCAUUAUAAGUUGAUGCAAGUUAUCAUAAAUUUCUAGAUAACUACUUUUAAAUAAUUCAGUGAAUUUAUUAUAAAUUUAAUGUUUGCACAUUUGCAAAUUUUUAUUUUUGACAGAAGCCAUUCUUUAUAAAUAUGUACCGUUACCAGGAAUUAAUAGAUUAUUAACUGAUUAUUAGAGGGAGAUUUUUUUUUUCUAGUAUCACAUUGAAUUGAGUUUGUGUCAUGAACUUAAAAACUGUGAUUAACUAGGGAAAAGAUAUUUGGUUUUGUGUGUGUCUGGGUGUAUGUGUGUGAAGCAAGAUUUAAAAGAUUUUAGAUGUUUGAAAAAUAUGGAUUAAAAUUUAAAAAAUUUUAAUUUUUCAAUUUUUUUUUCAUUUUUAAAUUGAAUUGAUUAGCAAUUCAGUUUUCAUUUAGAUUUCUUUUAUUAUUAAAGAAUCAUAGCUAUUGCUUGUUCUAAUUCUGAGAAAAUAUUAUCUUGUUUAAUCAAAAUAAUUAAAAUUGAUUAAAGUAGCAAUUUCAAAUUUUUUGAGGCACAAAAAUUUUACAAUCAGUUUUCUAAAUUACAGAAUUAUAAUUAUGUUUAACACUUUGUGAAAAAAAAAAUCCAUAUGUAAGUUUAGGUGGAAUUCAUUCAUGACUCUAAAAAAAUGAGUUUACUUAAAAAUAAUAUUUAUAAAUUUUUAGAUUUUUUUUCCCUUUGUUUGACUAUUUUUUCAAAUGCAUUGCUGCACUUAUAAUCUGUAUUUAUUGAUGAAUUUUUUUCUAUUAAAUGAAAACAUUUUUCAACUGAAGAAUCAAAAUUAAAGUAACUUUUCCAAUAAAUUCUGAUUAUCACAAAACCUCAACUUUAUUUUUCUCAUUCUGUACAAUAUCGCUUAAAAUUUUGUAAAAUAUGCGUUAAUAUAUAAAUAUAUAUUUUUUUUAAUGCUAAGACCAUCCUACGCACAUUUGAGGAAUCAUUUAAAGUCUUAUCUACUGCCUGUUUAUCUUUUACAAAGAUCAUUGCAUCUCUUCGAAUUCAGGGAUUAUGUUUUUAUAUGUUUGCUUAAUUUUUUGUAGAUAUAAAAACUCAGUACAAAGGAAUAAGCCUAUAUUUUAAUUUUUUUUUUUUCAUUUUAACAUAUCUACAUAUUUUGUUAGAUAACUAUUUUUAAAAUAUCUUUUAACUGUGUUUAACAACAUGACACUUAAAUAGAGCGAGAUUUAUUUAUUUAUUUUCUUGUACUAUUGUUUUGAAAUAUAUAGUUUGUACAGUUUUAAUCUGGGCAAAGUGUUUUGCUCUGUGACCUCAUGUCACUGCCUUCACAAAAAUUCAAAGCUUUGUAAAUUGUAUAAACUUGUAGAUAAAGAUGGCUGUAAAUGUGAUUGCCAUUUCUAUUGUAUUUAUCUUAUGAGAUCUAUAUAAAUUAAAGUUUAUAAUAUUUUUAUAUAA
Argiope bruennichi is the source of this 6914-nucleotide messenger RNA. RefSeq names its product protein patched-like (gene ptc). The transcript has 25 exons. Gene Ontology annotation, molecular function: hedgehog receptor activity; hedgehog family protein binding; smoothened binding. Bases 232 to 4218 code for a protein of 1328 amino acids. NCBI's taxonomy places the organism in Eukaryota, Metazoa, Arthropoda, Arachnida, Araneae, Araneidae. Gene Ontology annotation, cellular component: plasma membrane. Gene Ontology annotation, biological process: smoothened signaling pathway. The record is from RefSeq and is a predicted model, not a curated record.